CCCGCCUGGUCGCAGCCUCGCUCUUGGACAGGUAUUGCCAAUAAGGAUGCUACCAGCUUCACAACAGCGUCUUACGUACCCUCAACGCCAGGAGCUACGACAGCGCCAGCUUCUGAGGCCAGCGUAGCAUCUUCCAGCGCUACCAGCCCAAUCAAGCCAGCACAGGCAACCGUAGCCCCACGCCCUUCCCCUUGGGCAUCAAAGCAUCGUCCAAGCCUCGAGGCAAUCCUCUCCGACUCGCACAAGCGUUUCGCUGCGCCUCUUACUACGCCGCGUGGCCUCAUAAACACGGGAAACUUCUGCUUUGCCAACGCCAUUCUGCAAGUCCUCGUGUUUUGCGCGCCCUUCUACAACCUUUUCAGCACUGUAGGGGCAGAGCUCAGCGCCGACUUUGCCAAUACGACCCCGCUCAUGGAGAGCGUCGUCCAAUUCUUGCGCGAGUUUCAUCUGGCCAAUGGAGGUAAUGGCAGCAGCAGUCGCUCUCAUCACGAGACCGGCGCACCCAACGGCUUUACUCCCACUGCCGCACACUCUGAGCCAUUCGUGCCCGAGUUCGUCUAUGAGGCAAUGAGGCUCAACAAGCGCUUCGAUCUCAUGCGCCGUGGCCACCAGGAGGACGCCGAAGAGUUUCUCGGCUUCUUUCUCGACACGCUCCACGAAGAGCUUCUCGCCGCCAUUCGCAAGAGCAACGCUCGUUUGGCGUCGACCAAGGCGAGCUCCAGCAAGCAAGUGCGUGGACAAAACGGUACAGCACCCUCUGGUGGAACUGCUGAUGGCAGCGUCGACGGCGAAGGAGAGGCGGGUGAUGCCGAGGAGGAGAGUCGCGAGGUGGCACGGCCGAUGAGUCCUUCGGAGGAGGGAUGGCUCGAGGUGGGGCAGAAGGGCAAGACGGCGUUCACUCGUACUGCCUCGACGGCAGGGGAGAGCUCGCCCAUCACUCGCAUCUUUGGCGGAAAGCUGCGUUCGGUGCUCCGCACGCCCGGCGCAAAAGACAGCGUGACUCUCGAGCCCUACCAGCCACUGCAGCUCGACAUCCAGCCGUCUUCAGUACAGACGGUGGAAGAUGCCCUUCUCAACCUGACAGUCCCUGAGACGAUUCCUGGCGUUUUCUCGCCAGCGCGCGGUGGCCCAGUCGAUGCGACGAAGCAGGUCUUCAUCGAGCACCUCCCGCCCGUCCUUGUGCUGCACCUCAAGCGCUUCUUCUAUGAUGAGGCGGCUGGCGGUGUGCAGAAGAACUGUAAAGAGGUCGGAUACAGCGACGUGCUGAAGGUGGGUGGCGAGAUGGUUAGCCCGGUGAAGCGUGCAGAGGGCGCAGUCACGUACCGCCUCUUCGGCGUUGUCUACCAUCACGGUCGCUAUGCUACCGGAGGGCAUUACACUGUCGAUGUGCUCAGACAAGACGGCAGCAGCUGGGUGCACUUUGAUGAUACGAUCUUCCACACUGUGGCGCCAGAGCAUGUGGGCCGGAGGGCAGGGCAGAACCUCUCGAGCUUCGUUGGUCACGACGGUCUCGCCUACCUCCUCUUCUACCAGAGA
This is a messenger RNA of Jaminaea rosea, 1536 nucleotides long. RefSeq names its product cysteine proteinase. Lineage: Eukaryota; Fungi; Basidiomycota; Exobasidiomycetes; Microstromatales. Gene Ontology annotation, molecular function: cysteine-type endopeptidase activity; cysteine-type deubiquitinase activity. The record is from RefSeq and is a predicted model, not a curated record. The annotation marks the transcript as partial. The transcript has a single exon. Gene Ontology annotation, biological process: protein deubiquitination. Gene Ontology annotation, cellular component: nucleus; cytosol.